Messenger RNA from Owenia fusiformis, 1677 nucleotides. NCBI's taxonomy places the organism in Eukaryota, Metazoa, Annelida, Polychaeta, Sabellida, Oweniidae. The record is from the annotation of a GenBank genome assembly.
UUAAUGUCAGUUUGGGUGAACUCAAGAAAUUGAAGUCUCUUGUUCUGUAUAAAUUAGAUUUCCAUCGUCUCAUUUUCACUUUCGGCAGUGACACAACAUCUAUAACUGAAUUAAAUUUGACCUAUCUGGGUGAAACAUUUAGAGUAUACCAUAAUCAAGUCUUAAAUUUGAUUACAACAUCACACUUAGUUAUCAUUGACCUAUCUGGAAAUUUAUUGUUUCACUAUUCAGACACUGCUCUAUGUAAACUAUUUAAUGGAGUCAGAACUGGCACAAUUUUUCUUAAAGAGAACUAUUUCAAAAUUCUCCCAAUUUGUAUGUUUCAAAACUUCUCUGCUUCUAUAAUAGAUUUAAGUCAAAACAGAAUUACUUACAUUCAACAAGGCUUGUUCAAAAAUGUACAAAACAAAAUUUUCCUUCUCAACUUAAUUGGGAAUGCCAUCACUUUAAUUGAUGGAACAGCCCUUGCUGAAAUUACAGAGAUAAGCAUUGAAAACAAUUUUAUUGAAUGUAACUGUGCGACCCGACCCUUUAUAAACUGGUUAAAACAAAGAAAGAACUUAUCUUGGACAUGGGUCACUCAUGACAGAUUUUGUUUUUCCUCCACUGGUUCAACAGAUGAUGAAUUAUUGAAAUUUGAAUUAACAUGGGUGCAAUGUAACACAGAAUCCUUUGUUAGAAUCAUUUCUCUUUCAAUUAGCAGUAUAAUUCUGGUUGGAAUAAUAACUGCUUCACUCUUGAAAUAUUUCUGGAGAGACAUCAAGUACAUGCAGAUGGUCAGAAAAGCAAAACGCCACAAUGGAUAUAUCCAAAUUGACAAUUUUGUGCAAGAUGAUGAAAUAUAUGAUGCUUUUAUCAGUUACCAUUCUGAGAAACGCAUAUGGGUACGUGACGUGAUGACGCCAGAACUGACUAAAGGGGAUGUUCAAUUCUCAUUGAUUCAUGAUGAUAACAUUAUACCAGGACAAGAGUCCUACUUUGGUGGACUAAUGUCCCACAUGGACCGUAGCCGCCACAUUAUAUUCCUGGUUACGCGAGGCUGGAUGAAGGAGGGAUGGAAUGAGUUUGAAAUGGACUCUGCUAUAGAUAUGCUCACCCAGACCAAACGACACACACUCAUAGUUAUUUUGAUGGAGCACAUACCACAAAAAGAGAUGUCACACAAGCUUAAACUGAUGGUAAGACACAAUGUCUGCCUGAAGUGGAGUGAAGAAGAAGGGAAGCAGCGAACAUUUUGGAGGGAUCUGAAACUGGAACUCGGCAAAAAGCGAUAUAAGUGAGGAUAUGUAUAGGAUAUCCUAUGAUUUUGAAGGAUAUCAUUUUCAUCCACAAGUUGAUAUCAAUGUCUGGAUUAAAAUGAUAUCACGAAAAUUUAUAGCAUGUUCUAUUUAUCCCAUAGUUGACUAAUAAAACUAAACCAAGCAUUUCAAAAUAAUAUUCAUCCUGUGACGACAAGAAAGCACAAUGCAACAAUACACGUCACAUUGGCGGGAGUUUUCAAAUCUGCGGAAAGAAUUGAGAUCUAAAAUUUGUAUGUAUCUAUAUUUAUACAUAUUGUAAAUUGGAAGACCAGUUUUGUACUGAUAGAGCUACCUAGAAUAAAUAUAGUUUUCAAAUCAAAUCAAAUCAAAUGAAAUAUGUGGAAUUCUCUCAGUAUUCCACAGAUAUUGCUUUUUU